This is a messenger RNA of Sparassis crispa, 1791 nucleotides long. RefSeq lists its product as hypothetical. The transcript is spliced from 8 exons. Bases 1 to 1791 code for a protein of 596 amino acids. The record is from RefSeq and is a predicted model, not a curated record. NCBI's taxonomy places the organism in Eukaryota, Fungi, Basidiomycota, Agaricomycetes, Polyporales, Sparassidaceae.
AUGUUCACUCUCUUUCCCGGAUCGCGCAACGCUCUGAAACCUGGCUGCCACACGACCGUCUCACCGUCACCCACACCCGUGACAAUGGCCACCUCGGCGGCGAUUUUGACUCUGUGGCUGCGGCUCUGCGUGCUACAGUUCUUGUGCGGCUUAUGCGCACGCGUGCGUGCGUACAUCCCGGCGAUACCGACGAACAGCACUGCGCUUGUGGGCAGUGGAGGGAACACCUCGUCGCACCUCGAUCUGCAGUGGUACCCCAUGGCCUCGUACUCUGAGCAGGUCUCGUACCAGCUCGUGGGUGCGGGGAGCUCGGGUGUCAGCAAGGGCGCGCUCGUGCACUUCUCCGAGACGAAUUUAACGACGAACGACUUUACGACAACGCCUUGGAUAGCAUUAGUAUCCUGUGACGGCAAUGCAACGAAUGCGUCGCAAGAGGCGGAUAUAUUCACGUUAGCAAAUCAGCGAGGCGCGGUCUCAGCGCUGCUUUACUCGCUACAAUCCCAGUCCUGCACCAUCAAUCCCGAUUACGCCGACCCCGCCAAUUUCAACCAGAUCAUGGAUAUCUUCACCAUGGAGUCGCUCGCCACAGCGAACGCGAUCGAGGACCAGUUUAAUGCGAUCAAUAAUACCAAGUACUACUAUUUCAACUCAACGCUGCUGAAUGAAUCCUUCUCCGCUAUUAACGACACCAUUGCCACCGGCGAUGUCGGCUCUGAAGGGUACGUGUUCGCGACCCUCAUAGCGUACAAUGCGACGGAUCCUGCCCCGUCCGAUGGCCAAGGGCAAAAGUCGUUCUCCAGCAGUUCCAGCGGCGGGGGGGCCAAUACGAGCUUGGCGAUGAUCAUCCUCUAUGCUAUCACUGGCUGCGUGUCAGCGUUGUUCUGUGUGGUCAUUGCAUCAGGAGCAGUCCGAGCGAUCCGCCAUCCCGAGCGAUACGGCCCGCGUGCAGGCGACGCACCAGGGUUCGGCGCAGCGCAAAGCAGAGCGCGUGGGCUCACGCGCGCGAUCCUCGAUACGUUCCCUGUGGUCAAGUUUGGAAGCUCAGGGCACGAGGAGAACGUGCGGCCGAAAGACGUCGAGUCUUCGCCUGUCGAUCAGCCUACUGCGGAAGAAGCGGAGGAUUUAGCGCAUGAUGCGAUGCCGGGCGAGUUUGCGCUGCAGGCCUGGGAGGUGGUCGAUGGUGAGUGGAGGCUGAGCAGUCAGGGACGGAAGAGCACGGAUGAAGAGGGCGAAUCGUCUGUGCAUGGCCAUUCGGGUGGCACUAUGGAGGACGCCGAGGGGGAGGAGGAUGUCACGACGCCGGGCGCAAGCGCAUCAGCCUCGGAUCAUCUUACGCCCUUACCACGUCCACGCCCACGCCUUCUCACUCGUGAAGGUGCAUCGACUAGCGGUCGUGCGGAGAAGGAGGUGGUUCCUGAUGCUAUCGGGCGAGAGACGUGCCCUAUCUGCAUCGUGGACUUCGAGGACGGUGAUGACCUGCGGGUGCUACCGUGUGAAGGACACCAUCGCUUCCAUCGCGAGUGCGUGGACCAGUGGCUACUAGAGCUGAGUAGCAGCUGCCCGAUUUGUCGGCAAGAUUUCCAUGCGCUAGAGACGAUGAUGGCGCGUGACGAUGAGCACCUGGAGCUGCCACAUAUGUUCGGGUCUGCACGACCUCUGUCCACGGCAGCGGCGCGUUUCUCGCGGUACCUGCGAAUUGCUCGGCGGAGGCAGGUGCGAGAGCGGGAUGACGGGCAUGGAUACGACGUGACGGACCCUCCGAUGCCCUUGGCGUCGGAAGCGCGUGUUUGA